Nezara viridula (southern green stink bug) is the source of this 1866-nucleotide messenger RNA. Lineage: Eukaryota; Metazoa; Arthropoda; Insecta; Hemiptera; Pentatomidae. The record is from the annotation of a GenBank genome assembly.
AUUUUAUUUAGCUUAUUUUUACCAUGUUAGUUUUAUGUUUAGCUGUGAUUUGAUUUAAAAUAAGGUCAUUUUAAUAUGUAUUGGAAAGACUUUUUCGUAUUUGGUACUUUUCUCAAUGAAUUUAGUUUAUUACACAUUUCUUCACUUAUGAGCAUGCUAUGCAUGAUUACCGGUUUGAUGCUGUUAUUAUUUUGAAGAAAGGAGCUUUAAAGAAAUUAUUAUUUAAAUGAGUUAGAAAGAAAUGUGUCAAAAACACUGACUGAUCUGAGAAACUUUUGCUGGGACCCAGGUUAAAAAUGUGGAAGUCCGCGACAUUGCAAGAAUUGAACGAAUUGGAGCUCAUUCCCAUAUUCGAGGUUUGGGUUUGGAUGACAGCUUGGAAGCGAGAGCCGUAUCACAAGGGAUGGUAGGACAACAAAUGGCAAGAAGAGCAGCUGGAGUUGUUUUAGGAAUGAUUAAAGAAGGGAAAAUUGCUGGAAGGGCUGUUUUACUUGCUGGACCCCCUGGCACAGGGAAGACUGCCAUUGCUAUGGGUAUUUCAAAAUCACUUGGUAAAGAUACUCCAUUCACAGCUAUGGCUGGGUCUGAAAUUUACAGUCUUGAAAUGAGUAAAACAGAAGCUCUGACACAAGCAAUACGGAAGUCUAUUGGCAUCCGGAUAAAAGAAGAAACUGAAAUCAUUGAAGGUGAAGUUGUCGAAAUACAGGUGGAACGACCAGCUACAGGAGUUGGUGCCAAAGUUGGAAAACUCACUUUAAAGACUACAGAAAUGGAAACUGUCUACGACCUUGGAACAAAGAUGAUUGAUGCUCUUACCAAAGAAAAGGUUCAGUCGGGUGAUGUAAUUACUAUUGACAAGGCUACUGGUAAAAUUAGCCGAAUCGGUAGAUCAUUUACCAGAGCAAGAGAUUAUGAUGCGACUGGUCCUCAGACUAGGUUUGUCCAGUGCCCUGAGGGAGAGUUACAAAAGAGAAAGGAAGUUGUACAUACUGUGUCAAUACAUGAAAUUGAUGUCAUUAAUUCUAGGACACAUGGAUUCUUAGCUCUCUUCUCAGGUGAUACUGGUGAAAUCAAGCCAGAAGUUAGAGAACAAAUCAAUACAAAAAUUGCUGAAUGGAGAGAAGAAGGAAAAGCAGAAAUCUCACCUGGUGUUUUGUUCAUUGAUGAAGUUCAUAUGCUUGAUAUUGAAUGCUUCUCAUUUUUGAAUCGAGCUCUUGAAGAUGAGAUGGCGCCCGUUGUUAUUAUGGCUACAAACCGAGGUAUCACUAACAUCAGAGGAACUAAUUAUACAUCACCUCAUGGAAUUCCUAUUGAUCUCUUAGACAGGAUGAUAAUCAUUUCCACCUCGCAAUACAGGGAGAGUGAGCUUAGAGAAAUUUUGAAAAUUAGGUGCGAAGAAGAAGAUUGUGAAUUGUCUGAUGAUGCUUUGACAGUUCUUACUAGGAUAGCUAUGGAGACUAGCCUACGGUACGCCAUACAACUGAUAACACUAGCAGGCCUGGUAUCCAGACGGAGAAAGAGUAAUGAGGUAGAAAUUGAAGAUGUAAAGAAAGUCUAUUCUUUGUUUUUGGAUGAAGGAAGGUCAACACAGAUCUUGAGUGAAUACCAAGAUCAAUACCUUUACGAUCAGAAGCCUGAUGUUGGUGGAAGUGGAGAACCAAUGGAUCUGUGAAACAUUUUUAGAUCACCUUUAUCCUAUUCCAUUAAUUUUCUAUCUUAAAUAACAUUACAUUAAUAAAAUUAUGUACAAAUUUAUAUUUAGUUAAACUGUUAAUUUUUUUAAUUUGUGUUUUUUUUACUCCUUUUGUCUGAUUCUUUUUUGUUUUAAUGACUAUUAUUAAUGGAACAUGUAUGAUCCUUAUGAUA